UUUUUACUGCAGCACAGUAUUAAAAUAUGUCUUUUCCUUAUCAUAAAUCCAAUCUGCAUUCUUCUGCACUUUGUGUUUGUAGACAACAACUCUAUCAGAUGAAGCACUUGACAGCAGUGUGCUGGAGAUUGUCUCUGCCAAUGACGAAAUAGGACCUGAAGCUGUUAGGGCUCGGCUUGCUGGUGAAGGCAUCCUAGCCAGAGACGACGUGUGCGGCAAAGUGUAAUCAGGACUAAUCCUGAAGGUGCUGCUCUUCGGACAAUGUCCCACAGGCUUCACAGAAGAACAUACAAAGUGGCAGGACCAAAUUCACUGUGGCAUGUAGAUGGAAAUCAUAAACUCAUUAGGUGGAGAAUUGUGAUCCAUGGAGGUGUUGAUGGGUACAGCAGACUUGUGGUUUUCCUACAAGCUUCAAACAACAAUAGAAGUGACACUGUUAUGGACCUGUUUAUUGGAGCAGUCAGCCAGUAUGGUGUCCCUUCAAGGGUCAGAUGUGACCAUGGAGGGGAAAACAAUGGAAUGUGUCUCUUCAUGGAUAUCUUCCGAGGCUCAAGCAGGGGUUUACGAGGGAGGAGCACUCAUAACCAGCGCAUUGAGAGACUAUGGAGUGAUGUGUGGAGAGGUGUUACAAACGUCUAUUAUUCAUUGUUUGCAUGGCUGGAGAAUGAAGGAAAAUUGGACUCCAGUAAUGAAAUGCACAUGUGGGCUCUUCAUUUUGUUGAUCUCCCUCGGAUAAACCGUGAUCUCAGAUUGUUCAUUAAUCAGUGGAACCACCACAAGCUGAGAACUGCCCACAUGUCACCGCAUCAGAUUUUUGUGCAAGCUUGUUUGUCACAACAUUUGCAACAUCACACUGGCAUUCAAGGCCUCUUUGGAGCAGAUGAACAGCCAGAAGCGGAGGGCGGCGAGGCAGGGGCAGCCGCAGCGGAGGGCGGCCAGGCAGGGGCAGCCUCAGCCGCAGCGGAGGGCGGCGAGGCAGGGGCAGCCGCAGCGAAGGGCAGCGAGGCAGGGGGAGCCGCAGCGGAGGGUGGCGAGGCAAGAGUGCCUGCCUUUGACUGGCAUCAAACAGUGGAUGUCCCUGUGAAUCGGUUUAUACUCAAUGGAGAACAAUUGGAACACAUCAGGCAAAACAUAAAUCCUUUGGGGGUGCAAGAGACAGUUUAG
Molecule: messenger RNA, 1164 nt
Organism: Astyanax mexicanus (Mexican tetra)
Lineage: Eukaryota; Metazoa; Chordata; Actinopteri; Characiformes; Acestrorhamphidae
Exons: 2
Coding region: 262-1164 (300 amino acids)
Biological process (GO): DNA integration
Molecular function (GO): nucleic acid binding
Source: RefSeq, a predicted model, not a curated record